Messenger RNA from Rotaria sp. Silwood1, 255 nucleotides. Lineage: Eukaryota; Metazoa; Rotifera; Eurotatoria; Philodinida; Philodinidae. The record is from the annotation of a GenBank genome assembly.
AUGGUAGCUAACGUUGGCUUUUGUGCUUGUUUACUCGUUCUAUUGAUUGUUGCAAAUUGUGCUUAUGUUCGAGCACGACAUUUGAGGCAUUAUGAAAAAAGAUGUGCUGGACUUUAUGAAAAAUGUUCAGGCAUAUUUUCUAAAUCAUGUUGUUCUGGUUAUGUAUGUCAUAAAAAUACAGGAAAAUGUGUAAGUGAACGCUCACCAGGUUCUGGCUCAUCAGGCACAUGGGUAGGUGAUCGAAAUGGCAAAUAA